AACUGAGCGCCACUUUCAUAGAAACAAAGAAAAUGGCGGACGUUGUAAACGUCGGUGUGAAUCUGGAGGCUUUUUCUCACGCCAUAAGCGGCAUCCAAGCUCUACGCUCCAGCGUAAGCCGCGUUUUCGAGUUCCUCAAAGAUGGGAUGAAGAACCGAGAGACACUUGAGGGCCGAGAGAAGCAGUUUAUAGCCGAGUUCCAGGACAACCUGCAGGCGGUUAACAGAGACCUCAAUGAGUUGGAGCGUCUCAGUGGUCUGGUUGGACGCCCCUCGGAGUCUCAUCCCCUCCACAACAGCGGCCUUCUUAGUCUGGAUCCAGUUCAGGACAAAACUCCUCUGUACUCUCAGCUGCUGCAGGCCUACAAGUGGUCCAACAAGUUGCAGUACCAUGCAGGUCUGGCCUCCAGUUUGUUAAACCAGCAGUCGUUGAAAAGGUCAGCCAAUCAGAUGGGAGCUUCAGCCAAGCGGAGACCAAAAGUUCAGCCCAGUACUCUGGUACUACCUCCUCAGUAUGUUGAUGAUGUCAUCUCUCGUAUUGGGCGAAUGUUCCCUGAUAUGACCAUCGAGUUGUUCAGACCUAACGGCACGUCUGCAGUACUACUAGUGACCUUGGGCAAGGUAUUUAAAGCACUUCUUGUCAUGCGUUCGCUCUUCAUCGACAGAACCCUUGUUCGAGGAUACAACGAGAAUAAUUACAAUGAGGACGGAAAGCUGGACAUCUGGACCAAGUCUAAGUACCAGGUCUUUCAGAAGGUGACAGACCACGCCUCCACAGCGCUGCUCCACUACCAGCUGCCCCAGAUGCCUGAUGUAGUGGUUCGAUCUUUCAUGACCUGGUUGCGUAGCUACAUAAAACUCUUCCAGUCUCCAUGUCAGCGCUGCGGUCGUUUCCUUCAGGACGGACUUCCUCCGACAUGGAGGGAUUUUAGAACUCUGGAAGCUUUUCACGACACAUGUCGCAUGUGAACAGUCUUUUUGUUUUGUGUACAGUUUUAAUAGUUUUAAUAAAGUCCAUUUUUUUUCUUACUGAAUAA
Molecule: messenger RNA, 1036 nt
Organism: Cynoglossus semilaevis (tongue sole)
Lineage: Eukaryota; Metazoa; Chordata; Actinopteri; Pleuronectiformes; Cynoglossidae
Gene: med27
Product: mediator complex subunit 27
Exons: 8
Coding region: 33-968 (311 amino acids)
Biological process (GO): regulation of transcription by RNA polymerase II
Cellular component (GO): mediator complex
Molecular function (GO): transcription coactivator activity
Source: RefSeq, a predicted model, not a curated record